AUGGUUAUGAGCAAACUGGCGUCUACUCGUGAUACAGUUCUUAAUGAGUCGGAAGGGUCAGGUGAACGGCUCACUGGCAGCAUACGUUCAUCUGAUGGUGGCGGUUCAUUUAGUGGAUGCGAAGAUUAUGGAACUGCUGAGAAAGCAAGGAUCGAGUUCAAAAUGGAUCAGAUCAAGGAAAGGAUAGCUAGAAUUUCGCUUGCGAGAGAAGGUGAAAAAUUUUUGGGAGAAAAACCUUACAGGAAGCCUAAUGUUCUGUUAUUAUGGAUUGUCAGGGGUUACCUUAAAGGAAAAUAUUUAUACCAUGAUUUUUUUAUUCGCUUAUGUAUGCGGUGUUCUUUUUUAGCCGAUGUCGUCGACUUUUUAUCAAUGACAAGUAAUUUGAAAGGCGGCCAAGAGAAUCCUCAAAUUGUGAGAGUACGGCAACACUUUGAGAAGAAAAACAAAAAGUACGCCCAGGAAACAGAGCAUUUACAGAAGAAGUUAGAGCAGUUGGAAAUGAAACUUGCUGAAAUUGAAAAAGGUGUAACGGUUGAACCUUCUUCAAAGAAUGCCAUGUUGAGCAAUAUUCGAUAUGCUCUUUCAAGCAACCAGGCACAUUCUCUCAAGUGCGAGGUUUCGUCCGCUCCAAACAUGUUGCCUCAUGAAGUGGAGUUGCCUAUUAUGUUUUUAGAGCCUGCUUCCAGUGAGGAGAAAAGUAAAGAUUCAUCGCAGCGUGCAUCUGGAAUAGGCAGUGAUAUACAAGAGCUGCAGAAUGAGUUUAAAGAUUUCAGGUCACAAAACCAAAUUCUGGUUGAGCAAUUAAACAAACUGCAGGCUGAGGCAGUUGCGGCAAAUGUGAGAAUAAUGGUUCGAGAAAUUUCUCAGAAGAAGAGAAGCUAUUUCAGCGUUAAGACAUCUGAGCGCUUAUCAGUUGCUGAAGCAGGCAAUGGUUCUGCACUUUCAAGAAUAAGGAAGCAUUUUGGACUAGAAAGCAUGAUUUUGAAUACUGCUGCCAGUAAAUGUGCAGGCGUUAGACCGUCUUUCUUACAACUGAUUUUAAUAGUAGUGGGGGAAAGGUGGAUUCGAAAUACGUUAGCAGACGAAUGCCAAAUGAGGCUUGAAGAACUGUUGAACGAAUCCAUUGAACUGCAUCAGGCAGAAAUGACAUCAUUAAAGUCAGAUUUAAAUACUAUUGGAACCAGAAUGGAUUAUCAGUACUGUGAAAGAUUUCGAGCGAUUGAAGAAAGCAUCGAAAGUACUGAAAACAAAGUAAGGUUUCUUUUACAUGUCGAUUAUGAACUGUUUAAGGUAAUACGAGUAGAAAAUAGUAUGAAGGAGUGGGUGGAAACGCGUCCUCAAUCUUUAUUUGGACCUGUACUUCUUUCUGCAGCAAACAUUCUCGUAGAAUUGCUUAAGCUAAUCUUAUUUAUAAUAUCGGUAGCCUUGGAUUUUGUGAAGCCCCUUACGGGGACAAGGUAA
Messenger RNA from Enterobius vermicularis (human pinworm), 1461 nucleotides. The record is from the annotation of a GenBank genome assembly. Lineage: Eukaryota; Metazoa; Nematoda; Chromadorea; Rhabditida; Oxyuridae.